This is a messenger RNA of Ipomoea nil (Japanese morning glory), 1914 nucleotides long. RefSeq lists its product as uncharacterized. The coding region runs from base 1 to 1914 and encodes 637 amino acids. Lineage: Eukaryota; Viridiplantae; Streptophyta; Magnoliopsida; Solanales; Convolvulaceae. The record is from RefSeq and is a predicted model, not a curated record. The transcript is spliced from 3 exons.
AUGGAGAUUCUCCGUAACAGGUCAAAUUCUUCUGAUUCUCCUAUUGAAAUUUCUCCUGAUAAACCUGAUGAUUUUGUAUCUGCUGAUAUUCCGUCUGUUGUGCUUACUGUGUCUGAUAAUGUGAAUGUGUUAUUAUCUGUGAAAUCCUCUGUGUCUGAUGAUCCCUCAUGCAUCCCCUCUACGAAGCCUGAGCCUUUGAAGGAAAUUGUUGAUGUUAUGUCUGAUGAGAAAGAUAAACCCUCUGAGGAGACCAACAAUCUAAGCUUGGUUGUUUACUCGGCUGAUAAUGUUGCUCUGCCUCCUUUUGUGAUUGUUGAUGUCCCACAUGAAAUCUGUCCCUCUGAUAAUCUCUCUGGUUUGCUUGAUGAAGUUGAGACUGUUAAACACUCAAGCACCCAUGAAUCUGAAAGAAUAGAUGGAGUCCCAGUCUACACCUCCACAUCUUUGGCUGAAAGUCUUGAACAUAUCCGGCACUUUGCUGGUUUACCCUCUGCCUCCAUUCCAGAACCAUACCGUGUCAUUCAUCCUUCUGAGUCCUCGAGUGAAGAUGAAAAGAUCCUUGCUGAAGUCUAUGGCACCCAAGCUCAUGCAUUUAAGCCCCCUAUUGUUGAGGCUACUGCACAUCCUGAUUCCACCACCUUCAAAAUUAAAGAAGAGACGAGAAGAUCAAAACGAAAGAAUGUUCCUGUGAAGGUUGUUGUUGAGACGGGUGAUGACAAUGCUGAUGUAGAUCAGCCUGAGAAGAGAAGAAAGUCCAGUGAGUCUAUCGAACUUGAAGGUCCUGCUGCUGCUCAACCUGCUAUUGUUCUCACAUCCUCUACCAGAAAGGGGAAACCAUCUACUCGUUCCAGAGGUCGGAGUAUCACUCAUGAGGUUCAACUUGUUGAAAGUACUGACACAUCUAUUUACAAGCCUCAGUUUGUUACCUCCACUGCUCAAGGUAAAUGGUCCACUAUGGUCAGGAGAGAUCUUAUUGUUCAACGAUCUGUUGAUGAAAACCAGAUGAAUUCAGUUUGCGACAUCCUGCCACUGCUGAGUGAAGUGGGCUUGCUGAAGAUUGUCUCCUCUAUUUGUCCGUACUCGAAGCUCCUCACGUAUGAAUUCUACUGUAAUUUCAAUAAAGAGAUAGACAAUCUGACUGGGCCACCACCAAUGCAAAUCUUCAUUCGAGGUAAAUGGUACGUCUUCGGCCCUGACAUAAUCAAUGAAUACUAUGGCCUGACAGCGGUGCACGAAGAAGCAAUCACUGACUGGGAUUCAGUGGCCAAGACCCUAACUGGUAGACAGACUGAUACAUGGCCUUCUGGUGACAAGGAUUAUCUACCGAGCUCUCAGCUCACCUCCAAAUAUGUCAUAUUGCAUCGUCUUGCGCUUCACAACUGGCUUCCAUCGGCCCAUUUCCAUACGGUGGGCAAGCAAUUCGCAGGUCUUUUGUUUCGGAUUGGAACAAAGAUGACGUUUGAUUUGGGGGCCUGGAUUUAUAAUCAUAUCGUCACCUUGAUCCAUCCACGUGAACAGAAGGUAAGGUUUCCCUUCCCUAAUUUGAUUUUUGGAGUCCUAACAACUCAGGGCCUAGAGCCAAUGCCUACUGAGGUGAUAAGUCCGACUCUCCUCUACACUGUUGACCGUCGUCUUUUGACUGGAAACCAUAUUUGUGAUGUUACACCGGUGAUUGCUCCCUCCAAUUCUGAAGCUGAUACAGUGACUGAUAAUUCGCCGCAUGCAAGGGAUCUCCAACUUUCUAUUCAGUUGAAGGCAAGGGUCUCUGAGCUCGAGACAGUUCACUGCAUAAUUGCGAAACAGCUGACAGGGGCUCGUACUGAAUUGGCCACCGUUCUUCUUCGUUUAAGCUUGUCUGAAUCCACUGCUGCUGAACAUGCGAUGUCUAACAGUGAGACUCCCUCUAAUGAUUGA